CUGCUGUUACCCAGGGUGAGCUAUCUGCCUCUGGUUACAGACAAGGUGAAGAAGCACUUCCUCAAAGUGAUGAAGGCCGAGGACGUGGAGGAGAUGUGGUUGGAGUAUGAAGGGACGCCACUGAAAUGGCACUAUCCAAUUGGAGUUCUGUUUGACCUCCAUGCCUCUAACACGGUCUUACCCUGGAGCAUCACUGUGCACUUUAAGAAUUUUCCAGAUCGUGACCUGCUCCACUGCACGUCAAACUCUGUGAUCGAGGCUCACUUCAUGUCCAGCAUCAAGGAGGCCGACGCCCUCAAGCACAAGAGCCAAGUCGUCAACGACAUGCAGAAGAAAGACCACAAACAGCUGUGGAUGGGCCUGCAGAACGAUAAGUUUGACCAGUUCUGGGCCAUUAACAGGAAACUGAUGGAAUAUCCUACCGAGGAGGGAGGCUUCAGAUACAUCCCCUUCAGGAUAUACCAGACGAUGAGCGACAGGCCAUUCAUCCAGAAACUGUUUCGGCCCAUUUCCUCUGAAGGCAACGUGCACACACUUGGCGACCUGCUGAAAGAGAUGUGCCCAGCUGCUUUACCAAACGACGGUGAGCAGAAGCGAUACCAGGUGGUGAUCCACGGCAUCGAGCCUCUGCUGGAGACUCCUCUGCAGUGGCUCAGCGAACACCUCAGCCACCCCGACAACUUCCUGCACAUCUGUGUCAUCCCAACUCCCACCGACUGAUGCCACGCCCACCACACCUCACUGUCACCGUGACAACCGACCAACCAGCCGACUCGCCAGCUGGCUGGGUAACUGCUGAAAUGGUAGCGCUUAGCUGGUGGAAACUCUGAACUAACAGACUCUUUAAUGAGAAGGAGAUGAUAAUCUUAAAUUGAUAAAGAUGAACAAAGGAUGUGAAGGAGGUAUUUAACGAACCUCCUGUUCCAUCUUCUUGUCUAUUUAUAUUUCUACACCUACCACUACGCCUCUGUUCCUCUCAGAAAAACUUGUUCUAAGGAUGCAAGGAUGGAACGUUUCUUUCGGUGAAGAGGCGGUUGAAUGAGCAGAUGAUCUCUCCUUUUUCUACUCUAUCUCGCACCUUCUCCUCCUCCUCCUCUUCCUCUUCUCCGAACAAACAAACAUCUCCAUGAGAGGAGAGGAGGUGAAAGGAUCCACCGUUUUACCAUCCUGCCACACAUCUUCCUCCUCGUCUUGUCCGAGACAAAGACUGUCCUGUCGACAGGGAGACAGGAUCGUUUGGGAUUUGGGCAGAGGCGUAUCCAGUCCUGCUGAAGUGGCCUUAGUUACCACGUUUUCAUCAUCGUCCUGAUUGUCCUGCAAAAACGUCUGGACACACAAAGAGUUUACAUCACAGCCUGCAAACGUUAUCGUCUUCUCCAGGAACUUCUGGUGGUUUGCUUUUGUCUUUUUUUACAGAGGAUUUUCUGUUGGUUAGGCUGCUUGCAUUAACAUCUAACACAUUUCUCUCCACUGAUCCCAACACACUUUGGACUGAGUGUCUGGUGUGAAAUGACAUAUUCCACCCAAGUCUGCACUUUGUUUUUAACUUGUUUUGUUGUUUUACUAUUUUGGCAGAAGACAGAUGGAGAUACGGGAUUUUCACAGGGUAUUUUUGUGAGAGCUGUUUAUGAAGCUAAAGCAUUUUGUUCAAGGUUCAUGUGCAAGAACUCCACACGUUUUCAAUAAGCAGGUGAUAAAUUUCUCUCCAUCAAUACAACACAGCUGUUUUACUGUGCGUUUUCAUCAGAUUUGACUCGAGUCUCUUUGUCUGCAGCCAAAGUGAAAUGAGCAUCUGGUUUUGUUUCAUUUCAAGAACUCUUGGAUAAUGAGACAACAGGUACGAUUAGCAUCAAGUCUGUCCACUGUAGACGGGCACAGUUGUUUGACAUGUCCCACAUAAGCAUUCAUUAUCAAAUUUUAGUUGUGACAGAAGACUAACUUUAGUUGACCGCUGCCCAGAUCGGCCGGAUAUUGAGACCAUAACUAUUUAACCGCUGUUUUUUUUCUUUUUUAGCAUUGUGUAUCAGCAUCGUCUUCUUUUUUUACAUCUGUUCAUACUGAAAUAAAAUUACUCUUAAAUCGUUCAGCUGACACUGUUAUCCCAAAUGACUUCAAAUAAAAGUGAGUUGAUUCAAA
This is a messenger RNA of Morone saxatilis (striped sea-bass), 2136 nucleotides long. RefSeq names its product ATG5 autophagy related 5 homolog (S. cerevisiae) (gene atg5). The record is from RefSeq and is a predicted model, not a curated record. Gene Ontology annotation, biological process: cellular response to nitrogen starvation; autophagosome assembly; autophagy of mitochondrion. NCBI's taxonomy places the organism in Eukaryota, Metazoa, Chordata, Actinopteri, Moronidae. Gene Ontology annotation, cellular component: cytoplasm; Atg12-Atg5-Atg16 complex; phagophore assembly site membrane.